Molecule: messenger RNA, 5840 nt
Organism: Nomia melanderi (Alkali bee)
Lineage: Eukaryota; Metazoa; Arthropoda; Insecta; Hymenoptera; Halictidae
Source: RefSeq, a predicted model, not a curated record
GAGAGUUCUCCUCGUAGAGUAAACGAGAGUCGCCAUUUAGCAACGUGAGAGAGACGCGUGUUUUCGUGAUGCUAGACGCUUCUAAGUAGUGGUUCCGUAGGAACAAACGCGCGGCCGCGACGUCCCCGGAAUCGUCGACAGAAAAAAACAGAAGAAAAACAAUCUGUCCGCCGGUGAUCUUGAUCGUAUUCGUGUUUUUUUUUCUGUGUCACGGGUCCCGGAGAAGUGACUCCCUCGUUCUAAACGGACACGCGUGCACACAGGCGCACAGGCGAGCGUGUAGCAACGCACACACGGGCACUCACGCACUCACGCAUCGUUGCCUGUUCACGGACAAUGGGCAAGGACGAUCGUUUCAGUUUCUCCCGACACGUUGUUUGUUUACCUGAUCGAACGACGCAGCUGCAACGAAACGCGACGACGUGCCGUCGCCGAUUCCAGUUCGACGAUUAAUUCGUCGCGGAACUACCGUCAGCCACGUCUCGAACGCGACGGGUCUCGCGGGUUUAUCGCGGUGACCGUAUUUUUCGCAAGCCCGAUAACGAGAACGUGUUCAGUGUUUCUAGUUUCGAGGAGGAAAAAAGAAGUGUUGCUGGGAAAGAAGAAUCCUUUUGUUUGACGGAAUUGUAACUUUUAUCGUGGACAAUCGUGCAUCGUUAGAUCACAGUCAUCGUGACACGCGUUUCGAGAAAGAAACGCGAAUAGAUUCGUCUCGCUGUCGGACGCGUCCACGUAAACGCGCUCGCCGAUUCGUUCCGCGUCGAGCGUGAGUCGCCGGCAAGAAAUCGACGGAAUCGUUCGCCGGGUAUCGGUUCUGUGAUUUUUAGUUCGUGACGUUCGCGGGUGGCAGCCUCGAGGAAAACCUCGGGGAACGGACUGGAACAAAUAAUCGGUUUCCCCUGAAUCGUUAAUGCACUUUCUCGCACUUCGGACCACACGCCGGACGAAUUUCACUUUCGACGAAAUUGUCUCGCGUUUUUUCCCUACCGUUUUCCAUUAGGGAAGAUCGUCCUCGAUGAUCGAACGUUAUUUUCUAGAAAGGACCGCGCUGUUUGUCGUGCCGUGUGAAAGGUAAAUUGUCCGGAGGUAAAUGAAAGAUGCUCGAAGAAGUUGCAUUGUAGACGAGGGACUCGUGUUCGGACACGUGUGUGUUUAUGUGUGAGUGUAUGGGUGCGCGGUAAUGAAUUACGCGUAAACGCCACACGCGGCGUUCGUGACGCAAUGAUCCUUGGAAAUACAAUUCAUUUUUCCUUCUUUUUUUCCUUUAAAUGUGCCGUCGGUGCUUGUGGAAAAAUUGUUACGUAAAACGGAAAGAUAAUCGUCGUGCUGCCCGAGGAAGGAUACAUCGAUGAUUUCACGUGCACGCUCAGGAUUUUCUGGUCAUUUUUUCCCCCUCCGAGUGAAUGGUUACUUUUUGCACCUCUUACGAAAAUAUUACGUUUAUCGAUGUGUGCCAUCUUAAUUAGCAAGUUGUUAAUUUCAAAGGAAAUCAGAAGAUCACGUUAACUGGUUAUGCCACAAUGAAGAUUUCUCACACUUUAAUGGUGUUUCCUGAAAUCAUGUUGAGGACAGAGUUAUAUUCUACACAGUGUAUGAAAUCAUUCAGAGUUUCUAUUCUUCGUUGACUGUAUACAGUAAUUGUAAAUUCCCCUGUAAAAUGAAUGAUGCUGGUGUGAUAGUGUCAAGCGGCCACCGCUGCUUGCACAGAGGAUUAAAAAAGUAUCCUAGUAUUGAUCAUAAAAUAUGGGAUCCGAGUAGUAGAUGGAUUCUUCAGUGGGAUAACAUUGUGAAGCACCCAGGUGCUAGAGCAAGAGGAUGCCAUUGUGACAUUCAUAAGCCGCCAUGGCUCUAUCCAGACUUAGUUGGAAAGAGCACGGAUGAGACGGAUAGAGCUAUUAAAUCAGCUCCCGUGAAGAGGUCAACUAUUCCUCCAAAAAGGGGACAAUUUGGUCCUGCAAAAGCUCCUCCCUCUGCUAUAGCUCAACCUGGUAAUACUCUGCAAACGGUUCCAAGGGCAGCAACCGUGAAAAGAAACGUAUCAAUAAAAUCAGCAGCAGGUCAGGCCGGUGCAGUCGAUGAGGAAACUUUCCUCACAGCGUUCGAAGAUGUGCCAUCUGUCAACUUGUUUUCAGCGAAGGAUCUUGAUGAACAGAUGAAAGUCAUUAAAGAAAAUGUUGGCGACGACAAGAAAGAUUGGAAACAGAGGACAGAGAGUAUGAAAAAAUUGCGAUCGAUUGUCAUUGCGGGUGGUAUAAACUACGAGAACUUCAUCGAAUGUUUGAAGAGCAUGCAGAGAUCAUUCGAGGUCGCGUGUACGGACCUCAGGUCGCAAGUUGUCAGGGAAGCGUGUAUUACUUUAGCGUUUCUUAGUCAACACUUGAAAAAUAAGUUCGCCAGCUUUGGAGAGGCAGUCUUACUCACCUUAAUGAACCUCAUACAAAAUAGUGCCAAGGUUGUGGCAACAGCUGGUGCUGUGGCUGUGAGGUUCAUUCUACAAAACACACACUGCAAUCGUUACGUGCCAAUUAUCACGUCGUGUUUAAGUAACAAAAGUAAAGACAUACGUCGAGCAUCGUGCGAGUAUCUGAAUCUAAUUCUGCAAACGUGGCCUACCCAGAUAUUACAGAAACAUGUACAGAUAUUACAAGACACUAUCAAAAAGGGUAUCGCGGAUUCGGAUUCGGAAGCAAGAGCUUUCGCCAGGAAGUCGUAUUGGGCAUUCAAAGAUCAUUUCCCAGAGCAAGCGGAAGCGUUGCUCAACAGUCUUGACACUGCGUACAAACGUUCUUUAAUGUCUCUUAGCAAUAGUGGUAGUAUUAACAGUUUGAAUGUAGUAACAAGAUCGGCGAGUGUCAGUCCUAGGACAGCCAGACCAGCGAUGAGUGCCACAGAUCGUGGCACGCCGGGAGUUAGAUCUACCAGCGCCAUAGAUCUGCAAGCCGCACAAAGAGCGAAAGCGAGGAUGAUGUAUGCAAACAUUAGUAGGCAGAAAGCGUCCCUCCCACGUCCCAGUAAAUCACCAGACACCACAGCGGUGGCUAGUCCAGAAAGAACCGCAAGAACGAGAACGAGAAUGUCCGGAGUGUCGCAAUCUCAGCCCAGCAGUCGGUCGGGAUCACCGUCAUCUAGACUGAGUUACGCUACGUAUAAUCGCGAAGGAGAAUCCUUGAUCGCAAGACCGAGGCGGUUAUCUGGACAUGGAAUCAGAAGCACUGGCAACAGCCGUGAACCUAGCCCACAAAGGUUUGGAAUGGAUAGGAGUUUCGCUAGUAAAAUACGAGGAAGAAGCUUACACAUGUCUCCGACGGACAGACCUCAGUCUAGACCGGUCAUGGCACAGAAAAUGCUUCAACAAUCGCGUGAAGCGGAAUCGGCACUGGCGGAUGCGCUCACCUUUGAUAAUAUCGAUAGUUACACGAGAACGCCAAGGGGUAAAGGUGAUCAUAGUGACGACAGUGAAACCAGCAGUAUAUGUUCUGAAAGGAGUAUGGACAGCUUCAGACGACCGAAUGACUCGUUCUCAUGGAGUGGCUCCCAGCAAAGACUGUACCGUGAUAUGUGGGAUCAGUCUAUCCCGAAGGAUAUUAAGGAAAUUAUUGAAAAUUGUGCGCAUAAACAUUGGGGAGACAGGAAAGAGGGUUUGGUAGGCUUGCAACAUUUCCUUUCGAACGGGAACACGCUCACGGCGACGGAGUUGCGCAAGGUGACAGAUAUUUUCACCAAAAUGUUCAUGGACUCCCAUACAAAGGUCUUCAGUUUAUUUCUGGACACACUGAAUGAACUGGUCGCCACUCACAGCGAAGAUCUCGGCGACUGGCUUUAUGUCCUGUGCGCGAGGCUCUUGAAUAAAUUAGGUACCGAUCUGCUUGGAUCGAUCCAGGCGAAAAUUCACAAGACACUCGAUGUCGUCAGAGAAUGUUUCCCAGGAGAACAGCUACUGCCCGCGGUGAUGAGAUAUCUCACAGAUCCAACGCAAACUCCGAAUUCCCGCGUGAAGAUAGCUACCCUCACGUUCAUCACGCAAAUAGCGGAAACGGCAGAACCGUCCGCGUUAAUUAAUUCCGCGGGGACAGCACUCGCAAGGUUACUCGAUUGGUCCAACGACGUUAAAAGUCAAGACGUCAGGAGACAUGCACAAAACGCCGUAAUAUCACUGUACAAUUUAAACCCCCCGAAAGUGACCAUGAUAUUAUCCGAAUUACCUAAGUAUUAUCAGGAAGCUGCAUUGCCACUGGUACAGAAUCACCUGAGAAAAUCCUCGGGUUCCAGUAAUCCAGCGUCGCCUGGCACUCCACCUCCCAGAGCACAAAGUUCACCGGCCCGUUCGAAGGUUAAAGAAGAGCUGUUGGUUAAAAUAGACAACGCUGACGAGAAUUUGGAAGAAGUUUAUAAUAUUCCCCACAGGUCGUUAAGGCGCACCACUGCGGAAAUUCAGAACUAUGGUUUCGAGCGUUUGGAGAGAGCAACCACCAGCAAAGAUAGCGGCAUCAGCAAUAUGGCCGACGUGGAAGAAAAAAUGGAAGGUCUCACGUUAUGUAAUUCGGGUCGUUCUUCCUCCGUUUCAUCGCCCACUCAAAGAGGACGGUCAGUCACGAACAUCACCGUUAAUGGAUCGAGUGAUACGAUCGCAGGAGAUCUCAUACUACCUCAAGAAAAUAAUGGCUACAAAGCGCAUACAGGGUCUUCGCCUGAUUCGUCAAAAAGGCCGGAAGUCUUAGAUAAUAUGAUUAAAACGCUACAGUCGAAGAUGACCCAGAUCGAAGAAAAAGUAUUAGCUCUACAAGAGUUCCAAUUAUACGUUCGAGAAGGAGAUCCCGCGUACAUCAAACAGCAUUUCAAAAAAUUGCUCAAAACACUGUUAGACAGUUUAACUAACGAUAGCAAGAAAAUGCAAGGAGAAGUACUUCAAACGCUGAUUGACAUGCUGAAGUGUCCUGAACUCGUGGACAGUUUUUCCGUUUACCCCGAGCUGCUUGUUCUAAAAGUAAUUAAUGCGUACAAAUUGGACGAUCAAAAACAAGAUUCUUCCGGUAGCAGCAGUAACACGAGAUCUCCCGUUCACUGGAUGGCAGAGAAAUGCGCUGCGACAAUAGCGAUGGUUCUCAAGCCGGAGCAGAUCAUUCAUUUAGUCUCAACUAUAAUCACCACAGAACCGUAUCCUUUGAAUAUGGGGGCGAUAAAAAUGUUGCACAAAGUAGUGGAACACUGGGGUCGGGAUGCGAUAGAACCUCAUCUAUCCAAAGUUAUGCCCGGUCUUAUUAAGGCUUAUGACGAUAACGAGAGUGCGGUACGCAAGAGCGCCGUCUUCUGCAUGGUAGCGAUACACUUGGCAGUCGGCGAGGAGGUAUUGAAGCCGCAUUUGAGCUGUUUGUACACCAGCAAGUUGAAGCUUUUGAACAUUUAUAUACAACGUGCGCAACAGGCGAACAGUCAACCGGCAAGUCCGCGUAGCAAUAGCAAGAAUUAACUAACGUCAAACUCCGCGACACUCAGGAUCGCGAUACUUAAGAGAUUCGCUCGUCUGAGUGCGAGGCAUGAACGAAUGCUGGUUAGCUUUCUCAGUAAGUCCAAUCCGUGAGAAACCGUAAACACGACAAAGUCGGAAGCUUCUCGUUACGAAUAUUAUAGACUGAUCUUGUACGGCGUUAUGGCAAGAUGGUUUUGCGCGUGUGCGACAUGGCUGAACUCCUGACAGUGAUGUUGCACGACAAAGCAGUCGGUCGGUGUGCAUGUUCCGCGGGGGCCCGUUGUUUUGUUUGCCAAAAAGAAAAAGAAAGAAUUUAUACAUGUUGCAACGUAUAAGAGUUUCAGAUUCGUUUCGUCCUUUCGUUUCUCUUGUA